Molecule: messenger RNA, 1030 nt
Organism: Branchiostoma belcheri (Belcher's lancelet)
Lineage: Eukaryota; Metazoa; Chordata; Leptocardii; Amphioxiformes; Branchiostomatidae
Product: nuclear nucleic acid-binding protein C1D-like
Exons: 6
Coding region: 141-602 (153 amino acids)
Biological process (GO): maturation of 5.8S rRNA; regulation of gene expression
Cellular component (GO): nucleolus; exosome (RNase complex)
Molecular function (GO): DNA binding; RNA binding
Source: RefSeq, a predicted model, not a curated record
UGCGGUUCGAUGCGUUUACACGCAGUAGGAGACGGAAGGAGAUCAGCUGUGAGCGUGCAUGUGAGCACAUGUUUUUGUUGGUAGUCUGAUAGGAAAGAGACCUGUGUUGUCGAUACCGGGUAGUUCAAAGGUCUGCGAACAUGACAGAGCAACAAGAAGACUAUCCUUCAGAAAUCCACGCCGGUUUGGUGGCGUUUAGCGAUUCUCUAAAAGCAGUGGACGAUGUGUUCAAACCUUUCCUACAGAUGGCAGUGGAGGACUUGGAAAAGCUGGAGGCUCUGGACCAGGCCAAACUGCACCUGACGGCAGUCUAUGCUAUCAACUCUCUGUUCUGGAUUUACCUAACCACACAAGGCAUUGACCCCAAGGACCACCCAAUCAAGAGUGAACUGGACAGAAUACGCAGCUACAUGAACCGUGUCAAGGAGAUAGAGGACAAGAGGAAAGCUGCUAAAGUGGACAAGGCUGCUGCUAAGAGAAUUGUGAAGAAUGCUCUCUGGGAGCCAUCCAAGCAGGCAGCAGGGUCACAGGUCAAGCAAACAUCAGAGAAGAGGAAACAAGAUGACAGAAUUGGACCUCAGGCUAAGAAGAAAAAGGAGUGAGCACAAACAAAGACUGACAUGAACAUGAAAUAAGACAGAAGAUGGAAGGCUGGUGCAACUGAGACUCUCAGUUCAGUGUGAGGUGGUCCAUGAGCCCCAAACCAUAAAGUACUCUCCAAGCAGAUGUUUGGGGUAAUUUUUGGUGUGUUUUAGGCUUUUUUAUCAGGGUUUCUCUUUUGCACUGGAAUUUUCUUUCACCCAACCCAACCAAACACGCCAAAAAUAACCCCAAACCCAAACCUCUGCUCGGAGAGUAAAUAUAAAGCACAAAACAGUGAGGACAGAGAUUUCCAGUGCAGUCUUCAUCACGCCGGGAAUCAAUACAGCAUGUAUAUUUUUACAAGUCCAUCCAUGUAUUAACAUUACAGUCACUGAUUACUAUAGUGUUGGAAGUUGUAGGAACCACACAUUUGCAUGGAGAUAACCUA